Eublepharis macularius is the source of this 1073-nucleotide messenger RNA. It is a transcript of the gene FAM174A, whose product is annotated as family with sequence similarity 174 member A. The transcript has 3 exons. The coding region runs from base 127 to 549 and encodes 140 amino acids. Lineage: Eukaryota; Metazoa; Chordata; Lepidosauria; Squamata; Eublepharidae. The record is from RefSeq and is a predicted model, not a curated record.
GUUGGGCGCCUCGUCGCUCAUGGCCGCGUUCUGGGUCGCCGGGAAGAUGAGCAUUUCCGCUUCUCCCUCCGCCUCCUCUGCGGGCCCCGGCGGCGCUUAGGCCGCGCUCGCUCGGGACGGGGCGUGAUGCCGCCGCCGCCCCUCUGGCUCCUGCCGGGGCUGCUGGUGAUUGCGGCGUUGUGCGGCGGAGUGGUUCCCCCGGCGGCCCCCACGCCUCCGCGGCCGCCGCCUGUCACCCCGCGCAGCUCCGGCUCUCCCGGCGGCGAGACGACGCGGAGCGGCAAUGCGAGUAGCAGCAGCCGCCAGGUCCCGAGGCCCGAGACCGGCCAGCUCAUGACCCAGCGCGCCCUCUCCGUGCUCGUCUUGGCCAGCGCCGCGCUUAUCGUCUACUUCGUGAUCCGGACUGUGCGAUUGAGACGAAGAAACAGAAAGACACGGAGGUAUGGUGUUUUGGACACAAACAUAGAAAAUAUGGAGCUGGCACCAUUAGAACAAGAUGAUGAUGAUGACGAUACAACAUUGUUUGAUGCCAACCAUCCUCGAAGAUAAGGAUGUGCCUUUCAGGAAAACACUUCAGUCGCAGAGCAACAAAAGGAAGCUAUGCAGAAAGAAUAAGAAGCCAAUUUGGGGGUUGGAGGUAUACAUGAUAUGUAUAUUAUGGCAUCCUUAGCUUGUUGCUGUAAACACUGUAAUAUUUUACUGUACCUUUGUAUAUACAGAAAUAUUUUACGUUUGAAGCCUAUGGAAAUAGUGCACUCGACAAAUCCACUUUAAAUAGGGUGUUUUCUGCUUGUGUUAAUUCUGUAUUGUAGAAUUCCCUCAUAAAACACUGGACUCAAAUACAGCUGGUGAGUUUCCUGGCAAACCAGCUUUUUAAAAAAAAAUCAAGCAUAGUAAUUUGUGUAACUCCUCUGCAGCUGGAUGUUCAUUUUAUAGAGAUACCUUCUCUAUUUUGGAAAUGCCAAAUCCAACUCCCUAUGUGGGUUUGUUUUCUUAUUUAAAUUAGAUGUGGGUUGUUGGGUGUGCACUGUCAAUCUAUGUAAGUGAUACAAAUAAAUACUUAGUGUUCCUAA